CGGUUCCGGGACGGCGUUUGUGUUUUGUUUUGUGAGUGAACGGAGUUUGUUAACUAGCUGGGAAGAAUUAACCGUCUUAAAGGAUGUACAGCGUUUCCUGCCUUUAUCUCAGUACACUUUUCUAACAUAUUACAAAUCUGCCAAGGUGUGAUUAUCCGUCUAUGGAAAGAAUCUUUUUUAAAUCGAGUCCGGAGUGUAAAGCGUUAGCUUGUUAGCGGCUAGCGCGGCCGUGUCCUGAAUAGUUCCUCUACGCAGUUAGAGUGCACUAGGUAGUGUGUAAGCCGCCGUUAUUGUGAUAUCACUUUGAGCGCGCGUAUCAAGGGAGCGAGCAGAGAUUCUGGAUUCGGCCUGAAGGCGCACACAUGCCCACCGAAGAGGGUUUUUGGAGCUCAGGAAUAACGGACUGGCUUUUCUCACACACCGGCUGGUCUUGUCUUUCUUUCAUCAUGAUAAUGAUUUUGGUUUUUGCUGCUUUUAUCCUGUUUCUCUACAUGAUAUCACCUUUAAUAAGCCCCAAACCGCUCAAACUCAAUGGGGCCCAUGUUGUGGUGACAGGGGGCAGCAGUGGGAUCGGGAAGUGCGUAGCUAUGGAGUGCUACAAACAAGGAGCCUUCAUCACCCUGGUGGCGCGUGAUGAGGGUAAACUGGUGCAGGCGAAGAAGGAGGUGGAGAAGUGUGCCGUAAACGAUAAACAGGUGGUGCUCUGCAUCUCGGUGGACGUGUCGAAGGAUUACAGUCAGGUGGAGAGUGUCCUGAAACAGGCUCAGGAGAAGCUGGGGCCGGUGGACAUGCUGGUGAACUGCGCAGGGAAGUCCGUGUCGGGGAAGUUCGAGGAGCUCGGGGUCCAAAACUUCCAGAGUCUGAUGGAGGUGAACUACCUGGGCAGCGUGUACGCCACGCGGGCCGUCAUCAGCAAGAUGAAGGAGCGGCGGAUGGGCCGCGUGGUGUUCGUGUGUUCUCAGGCCGGGCAGCUCGGACUGUUCGGCUACACGGCGUACUCCGCCUCUAAGUUCGCCCUGCGAGGCCUCGCUGAAGCUCUACAGAUGGAGGUGAAGCCGUAUAACAUCUACGUGACUCUGUCCUACCCUCCCGACACGGACACGCCCUCAUUAGCCGAGGAGAACAAGAUGAAGCCUUUAGAGACGAAGCUGAUCUCCGAGACGUCCGGAGUGUAUCAGCCCGAGCAGGUGGCUAAAGUCAUCGUGAAAGACGCCGUGCAGGGGAACUUUAGCAGCUCCGUCGGUCCUGACGGCUACAUGCUGUCUGCGCUCACCUGCGGCAUGUCGCCCGUCACGUCCAUCACCGAGGGGCUGCAGCAGAUCGUGACCAUGGGGCUGUUCCGCACCAUCGCGCUCUUCUACCUGAGCAGCUUCGACAGAAUCGUACGCCGCUGUAUGAUCCAGAGGGAGCAGGACAAAGCGUCCGACAAGACGGAGUAACACCCACGCUUCCUGAAAUUCCACCAUCCUGGACACACACGGACCAGGAAGGAUGAGCUGCUUGUCCAUCAGACGUCUCAUCAUCCUCCCACAUUCCAUUUUCAUUUCAAUUUGUUAGAACUGAGCAUCUUGACACGCCCCCAUCUCUCAACACGCGUCUCCGAUUUUGUCUGGGUCGGCAAGGGCGGCGCUUAAGCUACAUUUGAUCGCACCGUUCGUUGUUUAACUUGGCUACGAUUUAGUCUUCAACUCCCCAGCAGUAACUAUCAGACAUUACACCGCUAGCUAAGCUAACUAGUUAGCAGGCUAGCACUUGGCUCAGUUUAUAGUCUUGCGUUGAACAGCUAACCUUAGCGAAGCUACAGUGAGUUAAUACUGCUCAGGGCUGGGUUUGCCAAAAGCCUCGUAACGCUAAGAGCAUCUUAACUAGGAGAGAGAGAGUGAGUGUUCACUGUACUGCGAUGCUUUUGGUAAACUCGGGCGAGUAUGGUGUCUAAUACUUUAACUUAAAGGGGAACUGAAGGCCUUUUCUUUCUUAAAUCCUCAGAAUUCUAUUUCUCAUUUUAUUAAAUAUAUUUUGUCACUGCUAUAGCGAGUUAUGAGUGUUUUUGAAAACUGCUAUAUGUCAAAGCAACGGCCGUAAACGAGGUUCGUUAAGACCUGUGCGAGACAUCGUAGGGCGGAAAUCAAAGCGGCCAGCGUCGUCAAAAGACGCGCUCGCCCUCUUCCGAACGCUGAUGUAAUCUAAUCAAGCCGCAAGUUUCGAUAGCAAUCAGGAAAGUUUUGGAAAAAAGUCGGCGGUAAUCGUCAUUUGAACUCGUUUUCGUGCAACCGUUUUCAAAAUGGCGGCGCCGACACUUGACAUUUCGAAGUCUCGUGACGAUCGCGCGGAUAAGCGACGCCCGCCGUGGACCAAACGAACUAAAAAAAUAAAGCAAAUGACUUCAGUUCUCCUUUAAAUGAUUACGUCUCCGGGAGAUAUUUGAUGAUAAAUCCAGCUCGCUCAUUCGCGGUCAUGAAAACUAUAAGCCAUGUACCUCAACACGGCGUUUACUAGUAAACUUAACUAAUAGGCUGCGUCUGAAUUCACGUACUUCCGUACUGUUCGUACGCUAAAAGAAGGGGGAAAACCCCCAGCAUGUCUGGUCAACCCGAACAUCCCGGGUCAGAGGACGGGUAAGAUGGCGGCGGAUCCUCCUAGAACCUGCUACGGUAACGGCCACGUAAGCGAUGCUUAACCGCCGUUAGUACGCACUCGGAGAGCGAGCGGACAUAACGAAUGUCUUUAACGACCUGAGCUCACAAGUACAGUGCCGCCUAGUAGUAUUGGCACCCUUGAAGUUUAUGUACUUAAAGUUAAGCAUCUCCUGAACAAAAGUGAUGCAGAAUUUUUCUACAGAUAGCUCGUGGUUAAUAUAAAAGAGCAAAGUAUCAACAAAAUAAAAAAAAUAAACAAUUAGAGUGGAAAAAAAAAGAAAAAGGUAAAUCUUGCUGCAUCACUAGUAUUGGCACCCUUUGCUGUUAGUCCUAAAACCUAAUUUGACUCACCUAUGGUAAAUUACAAAUGGAAAUCACCUGUGAAGACCUGUCUGUGCCCAUGUGACAUGAAAUGGCCAAUGAGUGAUGAGAUUUGUGUUUUGAAAAACCAACUGUUUCACUCGGUCCCUUUUGAAGACAAAAGAGCUGUCUGAAGAAACAAGAAAUGCAGUUGUUGACAAACACAAGAGCUCCAAAGGAUAUAAAGCCUUCUCCAAAGAGCUUGGUAUCCCUGUGUCAACAGUGCGUAAUGUUAUUAAGAAAUAUUUGAAGCAUGGAACUGUCAAGAACCUCCCUGGGCGUGAGGGUAAGAGAAAAAUCAAUGAUAGAAGUCGUCGAAGGUUGGUGCGAUUGGUGGCAGAAUCACCUCAGUUAACAUCUACGGACCUGCAGGCCCACCUGGAACAGUCUGGGGUAACUGUUUCAAGAAGCACCAUAAGGCGCACACUCAACACAGCAGGGCUACAUGGGUGGAGGCCAAGGAAGACCCCAUUAUUGAAAAAAAAGACACACAAAGGAGCGUCUGGAGUUUGCAAAAGAGAACCUGGACAAGCCAGUCCUUCUGGGAAAAUGUCCUGUGGACAGAUGAGACAAAAGUAGAGCUUUUUGGGAAUUCUCACAGGCAGUAUGUUUACAGGCGCUGCAAUGAAGCAUUCAAAGAAAAGAACACCUGACCAACAGUCAAGCAUGGUGGAGGAUCAAUAAUGCUGUGGGGCUGCUUUGCUGCAUCUGGGACUGGAGGCCUUACCCGUGUCAUAGGGAUUAUGAAAUCUGAAGAUUAUCAACAGAUUUUGGAGCAAAAUGUCCUGUCCAGUGUAAGAAAGCUCGGUUUGAGGCGAAGAUCUUGGGUACUCCAGCAGGACAAAGACCCCAAACACACAUCUAAAAGCACACAAAAAUGGUUAGAAAAGAAAAAAUGGACUGUUUUGAAAUGGCCAGCAAUGAGUCCUGACCUCAAUCCAAUUGAGAAUCUUUGGGGCGAGUUGAAAUCUGCCAUUGGCAGAAGGAAUCCUUCAAAUAUCCAAGACCUAGAGCGCAUAGCGAAGGAAGAGUGGGAGAAAAUACCACAAGACAAAUGCAAGAAGCUCAUUGAUGGCUACAGGAAACGUUUGGAGGCCGUCAUCGCUGCCAAAGGGUGUGCAACCAAAUACUAAGGAGGGGUGCCAAUAUUCCUGCACCUGCUGUAUUUCUGUUUUUUGUCGUUUUAGAAAUUAAAAUGCCUAUUUUGAACGAAAACAACUUUUCAGUUCCUUUGGACCUUCAAUUAAAAGAUCUUGGUAUUGCAAAUUGUGUCCAUUUCCAUUUAUUUCUGGAGAUAUUACAAAAGUUGUGAAUAAAAUUAAGGGGUGCCAAUACUGCUAGGCGGGGCUGUAUUAGUCAAACAUUUAAAAGCUGAGAUUGCAGUAACCCAAACAAAAUGGAAAAACAGGCAAGAUGGGAGUUUUUAAAAAAAAAAGUGUCUCCGAGGCAGCAGGUUUGGUAUUUCCAGAAAAGUGGGUGGAGCAAAAACGAUCACUUCUGCCGCACGUGAGACCAGAUGAUGAGGAUCUGCCUGAUACUGGAGUUUGUAUUUAUGUAUUCCAUCCACUCACGGCCACUUCAACAGGAACUUGUUCUCGCUGCUGAGAUGCUUUUCUGCUCACCGCGGUUGUAAAGCGUGAUUUAUAUGAGUUACUAUAAGCUCGAACCGCAAAUCUGGCCGUUUUCCUCUGACCCUCUCCUCUCUCAUCAACAAGGCGUUUGUUUCCACCCACAGAACUCUCGCUUGCUCUCACGGUUUUUUUUUUUUCUCCACACCAUUCUGUGUGAAAACCGUAGGAGAUCAGGAGUUUCUGAAACCAAAAAUACUCCGAGCUCAAACCAACACCCAUGCCACAGCGAAAGGGAAAAAAGUCACAAAAAUCUGAGAUCGCAAUUUUUCCCGUUCUGAUGUUCGAACAUCAGCUGUUGAUGUGAUGCAGCGAGGGAUCGCCUGAUUCGAUCGCUGCGUCAAACCAAACAGCAGGUGGACGGAUGGGUGUUCCGAAUGAAGUGGCCAGUAAACAACAAAGGGCCGAGGACGGAGCCUUGAGGGGUCACGGAAUAGAAGACCACUGAGAAAGUUCUCUUUGAUAAAGAUGACCGAAGGCAGCGUAAAGCAGCGUGCCUGGUGCCGACCCAAUAAGACCGUGAGCCGAUGUGUCCGAUUCAGAGCUCAAAUCGAACGCUGUUCAGCAUCGGCCGUCAGACACGGAGGUCCGAUUGAAAUUUGUCCAAAAAAAAAAAAAAGACUACGUACAACUUUGUAUUAGAGCUUUGUGCACACUUAGUGGCGUCAUGUGAUCAAAUUACCUUUCGCACCGCCCUUGUUUAAACACUAAUCCUUUUCCUAGAGCUAUGUUUAAUCUUGAUAAGUGAAGUACCUUUGCAGGCAAAGAUAAACGUCUCUUUGAUGACUUAAAGUCCUGAACUGCGUCCGCCAUUUUUGCCUUAUCCUUGAGUCCUGAUAGAAAUGUUUGACGUACGCAAGACUCGCUGGUUCGAGUACUUCGUUAACAGGAAGCGCUAGCAUGUUUAGCCCUGGGAAAUUUGAAGGAGCACACGUGUUUUCGUGUAUGUUUUAGCAUCUGUGCUGAACCUUCAAGCAAAGCCCCGAGUUUUAAUCUUGAUCACGUGCCAUCGUUCAUUUAGCGACUCGCAAGAACGUUUGUCUUUUCGUCGUACUGACUUCUACGUAGCUUCCUAACCAGCUAGCAACGAAACGCCAUCAGCACUUCCUUUCAAAAGUGUGUUGCGAGUAGCAAGAACACACUCGACGUUGAAGCAAAUUCCUUCAGACGUACCGACUUCGGCGUAACUAGCGAACAGGCUAGCAUGCUAAGUACGUAGCAUGCUGAUUAGUAAAAAAAAAAAAAAACCACUAGGAACAGGGACAACCUCAACAAUCAAGCACUUUCCUUGGAGACUGACACUCUGUUUCUGCAGGUGCAUAUGACAUCUGGUUAGCUUGCUAACGUUAAUUUGAAAAACAUUUUAAGCAGUGCGAAGGAAAUCGCACGUAAAUCUCCAGUAUACAGUUCCUGUUGUCCUUCACACUCGACAGCCAUGUUUGGUUAUCAGCUUGCUAAUUAGAGAAGUUUCACCAGCUGCUCUGAGCAAACAGGAGUUAUUACGUUAAAGAAAUGGCGUAAGACGUCACGUAGGUCUUUGGCACAAUUUAGUGUUAAAGUUAUUUAUUAGCUAGCGUAGAGUAAUCCAGCCAUAGCAAGUGACACACUCCAGUCACGCAGAACCCGUUUUAAAGCCUUAAGAAAUGAUCGGAUCAGCCACAGUUAGUGUCGAACAUGGUCUCCUUGCAGUCAGCUGCGAUUUUACAUUCUUGGCAACGUUUCAAGUAUGAAGGUGAGGACGCAUGAGUUGCAGCGAUGAUGUUCUCAUUUGACGUCAGCUCAAGACUCGGUCAAGUUUAAUUAGCGCUCCGACGUUAACGUGGAGUCGCUAACACACAAGCAGGCAUGCUUUUUUUUUUUUUCCCGAUCGUCAGUCUCGCAAUAUCAUCGUAUGCACUUUGAAUCAAGGAAGUCCAAAUGAAACCAUGACAACAUCCGAGCAUCAACCCAGCACGCUUAAUUGUAAAAUGUAAAGAACGCGGCGGAUAGUGCAGCGACUCGGAAUAACGACCGAAUCACUUCCACAAUCGCCUACCGCGGUGAAAAAGUUCCCUUUGUCCGUCCGCACCUGCCUACAUCUUUCUUUUCGAUCGUUACAGCUAUGCAAACAGCGCACGUACAUUUAAAAUUAAUUUUCACUUUCAUCCUAGACUUGGUUCGUUUCAACGUUUUCAGUUAAUGUAAUUUAACGGAAGUAAAACCAGCUCGGAAACACAUUCCGCUUGUCUUUUCUUUGACAAACCUCUAAAAAAAAAAAAAUAUUACCAUGUUUGUGUUAAUUUCUUACAUGAUCAAAUAAAAAGCUUUUGGAGAGUU
Neoarius graeffei (lesser salmon catfish) is the source of this 6940-nucleotide messenger RNA. RefSeq names its product 3-ketodihydrosphingosine reductase (gene kdsr). Gene Ontology annotation, cellular component: endoplasmic reticulum membrane. The transcript is spliced from 10 exons. Gene Ontology annotation, molecular function: 3-dehydrosphinganine reductase activity. Gene Ontology annotation, biological process: sphingolipid biosynthetic process. The record is from RefSeq and is a predicted model, not a curated record. Bases 363 to 1439 code for a protein of 358 amino acids. NCBI's taxonomy places the organism in Eukaryota, Metazoa, Chordata, Actinopteri, Siluriformes, Ariidae.